Arabidopsis lyrata subsp. lyrata is the source of this 1078-nucleotide messenger RNA. RefSeq names its product putative methyltransferase DDB_G0268948. The transcript has 2 exons. Bases 55 to 864 code for a protein of 269 amino acids. NCBI's taxonomy places the organism in Eukaryota, Viridiplantae, Streptophyta, Magnoliopsida, Brassicales, Brassicaceae. The record is from RefSeq and is a predicted model, not a curated record. Gene Ontology annotation, molecular function: S-adenosylmethionine-dependent methyltransferase activity.
AAGUUAAAAAGUUUAUUCAAGAAGCACGAGAAAAAAAAAAAAAAGAGAGAACAAAUGGCGAAAUUAUUCAUCAAGCAAGCGGAGCAAUACGCAGCAGCCCGACCCAGUUACCCGACCAAACUCUUCGAAUAUCUGGCAUCGAAAACACCGUGCCACGACCUUGCUUGGGACGUCGGCGCCGGAAGCGGCCAAGCCUCACGAUGGCUAGCCGGAAUCUACAAGAACGUGAUUGCUACCGACACGAGCUCGAAGCAACUUGAAUUUGCUGCAAGGCUUCCCAACGUCCGUUACGAGAUCACUCCACCGACGAUGUCUUCAUCGGAGAUAGAGAAGCUAGUAGCACCUGAAUCAUCAGUCGAUUUAGUCACCGUCGCACAGGCCCUUCAUUGGUUCGACCUCACGAACUUCUAUAGCAACGUGAAACACGUGCUCAAGAAACCCGACGGGGUAAUCGCCGCCUGGUGCUACACCAAUCCGGAGGUUAACGCCGCCGUGGACAAGGUUUUCCAACGGUUUUACGAUGAGAAACUUGGCCCUCAUUGGGAUAAAGCGAGGCGGCUUGUGGAGGAUGGGUACAGAGGAAUUGAGUUUCCGUUCGAGAAGGUGGAUAAUGAUGAGUCAACGGAAAGUCAAAGUUUGCCGAUAAGGUUCGUGACUGAGAAAGAAAUGGUGUAUGAAGAGUAUAUGACUUAUCUGAGGUCAUCUUCGGCGUAUCAGACGGCUAAGGAGAAGGGUUUAGAGCUUCUGACGACGGAGAUGGAAGGAAAGUUUGCCGAUUCGUGGAAAGAAGAUGGGAAAGAGAAGAAAGUUGUCAGGUUUCCGAUUCACUUGUUGAUCGGAAGAGUUGGAGAAGAUGGCAUUUGAAUAGAUAUCUCCAACACCACCCGAGACAAGAAUAUCUAUGGUUACUACUUCCUACUUACUAGUUUCCAACUUAUUUAUGAUCUUGUGAGUUUAAAGGAAUUCCUAUGGAAAAUGUUUUCAAAUUAAUUAAAAUGAGCCAUAUUGACAAGAGACUUAUGGAAAGUAGAUGCUAUUUUUGUAAAUUAAAGAGACAAAAGAGAUGAUUGUAAACUGA